AUGGCUUCCUUACUCACCCUGCCCCGAGAGCUUCGCGAUGAGAUCGUCGAUCUCCUGCUACUUACGCACAACCCGCAGCCGGCGGAUGUAUCCGAAUCCGACGUUUACGAUAUAUAUCAUCGAUCUUCGCCCACCGUCUUUCCUCGCCCCGUAAAGCACCACGCUGCUGGCCUCUGUCAGGCCUCACGUCAACUUCGUACCGAGGUGCUUCAGCGCUCAUCUUCGCUUCAACUGGGGUUACGAUAUGCCCUCCGGAUAAUUAUUCAUAGACCUGAAACUCGUGAACGUGGUUUAUUUCUGGAGCCUCGCCUGCGAUGGAUUGACACACCCGUUGCCGAUGCGAAUAACCUCGACAAGUUCGAUAUCUCAUUUGAGUUGAACGACUUGUAUGGACGCGCCGGCCGCAAUGCAACGAUCAACAAAGUCAAUAUCGAAGUCACCGUUAAAGAAAGCCAAGCCUUUGUGUCCCGUGGUGGAGGUCUCAAAGGCGACAAUGCUUUGGAAAAGUUGGAACGGAUUCUUUCUGAUGGCGGACAACAAUUUGCGAACUUCUGCAUAGCAAUGGCUAUCAAGUACAGCUGUCUCGGAGUUAUAGAUCUGGUGAGGAAUACGGAUACGGAACCUGUGACACUUCUUCCAAGUAGCAGGAACAAGUUCUGGCAACGAAUUGGUAGCAUUUCACUGCAGGCUGGCACUGCAGUUCGCAAGAAGACUUGGUACAUCGACCGUAAACUCAUAGAUCGCAUGGUAGAUGUCGAAGACCCCAAGUACCAUAAGUUCAUUGCAGAGAUACUGCUGCAGAGAGGUCGUAGUGGCCUGGAUCGAGAUUCGAUGCUCGCGAACGAUCACUACGAGGAUCCUGAAACAGUCGUCCUAUCCGGGAGUCGUGAUCGGAAUAAUCAUCGACACGCGAUUGGUGUUCGCAUACACAAGACUAAGCAAGGCUGGAGCGAUGCGCAACCGUUGUGUAUCGUGGCUUGGAAAGAAGCGGUGAGAGGAGAAUGUUUUCGAGAGGAGUGGAAAGCUUGA
Alternaria viburni is the source of this 1029-nucleotide messenger RNA. RefSeq lists its product as uncharacterized. NCBI's taxonomy places the organism in Eukaryota, Fungi, Ascomycota, Dothideomycetes, Pleosporales, Pleosporaceae. The coding region runs from base 1 to 1029 and encodes 342 amino acids. The transcript has 2 exons. The record is from RefSeq and is a predicted model, not a curated record.